AUGAGAAUCUUUUUCUCCCAUGAGAUCGAUAACAAUCCAGAACCAGAAUAUGCUGCCACAAUAAGAGUCACAGCCACGAUCUUAGGCGAAGAUGAUAUCCCGACGUUCACGACUCUAUCACUUGCCAAAGACUUCAAAGAUAAUGAGAACGACGAGUGUAAAAGCAAAGAAGACUUCAAUUACUUCUUGAUGGAAGCUGGAUUCAACGACGAUGUUGUCUAUGAUGCCCUUGUGGAGCUAAUUAUCUAUGUUGAUGAGCUAACUUGUCCCACAAGUAGUGAGUAUUCUCCUGGAUGUGCUUUGAAAGUUCAGCUGGAGAUUGUUCCGGAUUAUCUUGAUGAUGAGUGUAUGGCAAUGUUGUUUGUGACCAAUAAUGUUUGUCCAUUGUGUUUUGUCAAGUUACCAUGUGAAUGUGAAGAUCAGUGA
Molecule: messenger RNA, 426 nt
Organism: Eruca vesicaria subsp. sativa (arugula)
Lineage: Eukaryota; Viridiplantae; Streptophyta; Magnoliopsida; Brassicales; Brassicaceae
Source: the annotation of a GenBank genome assembly